This is a messenger RNA of Alternaria rosae, 1726 nucleotides long. RefSeq lists its product as uncharacterized. Lineage: Eukaryota; Fungi; Ascomycota; Dothideomycetes; Pleosporales; Pleosporaceae. The transcript has a single exon. Bases 183 to 1406 code for a protein of 407 amino acids. The record is from RefSeq and is a predicted model, not a curated record.
UCACCGCUCCACACCCCACAUCCAUGAUUCGUCGACAUCCCAUCCUUCACCCAACCUUACAAUAACACGUCGCUCGACACGUUGUUUUUGCUCGUGGUCAAUUCAUGCUACAAUAAAUACUGAUAAAGACCCAUACUUUUGGCCAACAUUGAAUACCACAAAUUUUUCAUUACGACUACAAAAUGAGCGUGACGGAUAGCAGCAGCUACAGUGGUUUCUUAUCGAUACCCACCGAGAUACGAUGCCAAAUUUACGACUACCUCCUCACGGAACCGCACGCAAUCACAAUUAGUGCUGGCUACACUACGUGUUUUGGCAACCGGAUACAGGAUCGCGCUCGCAAGACGAAAAUUCCUGGUCUACCACUCGAUCUCGCGCCGCUGGCACGCCGCCACCACGAUGCAUCUCUCCUCUCAGUCGCGAAGCCACCCACGAUUGCCGUCGAGAAUGGACACAUGGAAGACAUUGAGGGCGAGAGGCUGGGCUUCCCCGCUGCGGUGGCGCUGAUGUUGACGUCUCGAUUGAUCAAUGACGAGUUGAACGAUUGUGUUCGUAGGCGGAGACACAUCGCGCAGGCGCGUUCUACUGUUGAUGCCGAUGGAGUCGUUCACGACGACGAACAAGACCAGGAAGGCCUGUCACUUUACGUGUCUUAUCCUUACGGCGUCUUGGUAUUGAAGCACCAAUACCCAUACCUAUUGAAACAAGCGCGUCGAGUCUACAUCUCUGGAUACUACACACCUCAGCAAGAGAACCAGCUCGAUCAACGAGAUCUCCAGACAAGCCACGAUGAGCGCUUGACGCCAUCCAGCAGCUUCGCAGCACAAUCCUUCACCACGCCGUCAUCCGGACCAACAACAAGCUUCACACGCUCCACCUCCCGACGAACAGCCCGCCACGGCGUCUCCAUCAACGCCGCGCGCCCUCGCCUCCGCCUCGAUCCUCCCCUCCCACGCGAAUCCCGCCAAACAACCAGCAUACCCACAAUCUUCCCCUCCUUCUCCGUCUCCACCUCGACCGAAGCCCCUGCCGCCCUCGCCCACCUCAUCACCACCCUCUUCCCCAAACACACCACGCCCCUCACGAAACUCACAACCCGCAUCCUCUUUCCAGGCGAAGAUUCAUACGGCUCCGUCUGGGGCGACGACAAUAGUCCCGUCUCACACAUCCUGCGUAGUAUCCGCGGCGGCAAGAUCGAUAUGAAGGUCCUGAGAGGUAGCCUGGGAACCGGCCUGAGGCUGACGGCUAGGCCGAAACCUGAAACGAGGAUUGUGAGUACGAGUUGGGUUAACUGGAAGAAGGGGGAUGUCGCCACGAGAGGUGCAGCGGGGACGGUGAGGAGGGCAGGUGGAAGAUUGGGUGUGGGUGAUUUGGAUGCGUUUUUGAUGGGUGAAGAGGGGGCUUAGGACGACUUUGACAUCUACGGAGAAAAGGAAGGUGUCUGUGGACGAAUGGCAUGGCUACUGUGUGGCAUGUACAGUUUCACAGACUUUUGACUAUAUAUGUUUUCUUUGUACGAUACAUUCAGUUAUAUAUCUUUUAUGUUCACCCGAACGAGCGAUUCACCAGACCAUUCGAAUAGAACAGUCUGCUGGAUUUCAGCCUCUUCUCUUCAAUUCCUGGUAUCCUCCGUCUCUAUUACGCUCGAUAUAUCUAUUCCAACUGUGCACUCUUUUGGUAACGAGUGCGCUACCCGACGUGCUCUUCGAGCCUUUCAUCCUCUUCG